Molecule: messenger RNA, 473 nt
Organism: Hordeum vulgare subsp. vulgare (domesticated barley)
Lineage: Eukaryota; Viridiplantae; Streptophyta; Magnoliopsida; Poales; Poaceae
Product: carboxymethylenebutenolidase homolog
Exons: 3
Coding region: 1-300 (99 amino acids)
Molecular function (GO): hydrolase activity
Source: RefSeq, a predicted model, not a curated record
AUGAUGAAUUGUGGAACUGAUAUAGUAAAGGUCAAGCAUCCCAUUGAGAUUCUUGGGGCAGAGCUUGAUCAAGCCUCUCCACCGCCGAUAGUGCACCAGUUUGAACAGGCCCUAGAUCAGAACAACAAGAUUGACCGCUUCGUGAAGAUCUUCCCGGGCGUGGCCCACGGCUUCGCUUGCAGAUACGACGCCAACGAUGCGUUCGCCGUCAAAAACGCGGAAGAAGCUCGGGCAGACAUGCUCAGCUGGUUCAACAAGUAUCUGAAGAAGCACCAAGAGCUUUCGCUCCACGAAUCUUAGAAACUCGAUAGUCUCCGGCUGUUCUGAAUAAGUAGCUUCUUGUUUUGAAACAAGCGUUUUUUCAUUGGUUAAGAAGUAUAGAAUUAAGCAUCCCUUGCCUUUCUGAAUAAAUUGCACGUCAGUGCUGAACUUGUAAGCCCUAUCUUGGUCGUGUAUGCCUCUAGUUUGAUUCA